This is a messenger RNA of Tigriopus californicus, 1476 nucleotides long. RefSeq names its product DDB1- and CUL4-associated factor 13-like. Gene Ontology annotation, biological process: maturation of SSU-rRNA from tricistronic rRNA transcript (SSU-rRNA, 5.8S rRNA, LSU-rRNA). Gene Ontology annotation, molecular function: protein binding. The coding region runs from base 106 to 1455 and encodes 449 amino acids. Gene Ontology annotation, cellular component: small-subunit processome; nucleolus. The record is from RefSeq and is a predicted model, not a curated record. NCBI's taxonomy places the organism in Eukaryota, Metazoa, Arthropoda, Copepoda, Harpacticoida, Harpacticidae. The transcript is spliced from 2 exons.
CCCCUCAUUGUCACAACAAAGAGGCAUGUCCAAUCAAAACACGUGAACCGAAACCCCCAAACGUCGUCUUAGUUUCAUUCAUCCAGGGUUCAUCUCGGAGGCAAAAUGAAGGUGAAAAUGUUGCGGCGUGACAACGCGGAUUAUCUGCGCGAGACGAAACACGAUAUUCAUAAGAUUCCACGGAGUUUCCAUCCGGACGCUCACCCGCACGAUGCGGGUCGAGAGUAUGUGCGGGCCCUCAAUGCCGUCAAAUUGGAGAGAGUCUUCGCCAAGCCUCUCAUGGGCGCGUUAGAUGGGCACGGCGAUGCCAUUUCGGCCUUGGCCUUGCAUUGUCAACGCUUGACUUGGAUGGCCUCGAGUGCAGCUGAUGGGCAGAUCCGCUUUUGGGACUUGAUGACCAAGAAGACCUUGAUCAAGGCCAAAGGCCACGAUACAUUCACUCGGGGUAUCACCUUUGAUCCGGCGGGGGAAUUCUUGUGGAGUGUCGGGGACGACAAAACCGUGAAAUCGUGGCGCAUAGCUGAUGUGCCCGUGGAACCGCAGCCCGCCUCCACUUUACCUCCGCAUCAGACUUUCAUCGGCCAGAAAAUGAUGACCGGUCUCAGCCAUCAAGUAGGUGAGCCCAUUCUAGCCACUUGCGGCGAAAACACCUCCCUGUGGAAUACGGAAAUGCACACCGUAGUGCGGGAAUACCAAUGGGGCGUGGAUUCCAUUCAUGACAUCAAGUUCAACCCAACCGAAACGCACAUUUUGGGCGCCUGCGCCUCGGACCGAUCCAUCUUGUUAUACGAUGUGCGCGAGCGCAAUCCCAUGCGCAAAGUCAUCAUGGAGCUUCGGUCCAAUGAAAUGUCUUGGAACCCGAUGGAACCGUUCGUAUUCGCCGUGGCCAAUGAGGAUUACAACGUCUACUCAUUUGACAUCCGGAGUCUGAAGAAGCCCCUCAUUGUACAUAUGGAUCACACGGCCGCGGUCAUUGGCCUAGAUUACUCCCCCACGGGCAAGGAGAUCGUGGCGGGAAGCUACGACAAAACCAUCCGGAUCUUCAAGUGCGAUGAAGGCCAUUCGCGUGAGGUCUAUCACACGAAACGCAUGCAACGCCUGACAUGCGUGGCCUGGACCAAGGACAAUAAGUACAUACUCUCGGGUUCGGAUGAGAUGAACAUCCGCAUGUGGAAGGCCAAAGCCUGGGAAAAACUCGGUCCCUUGAAGGAUCGACAGAAAUCGGCCUUAGACUACAACGAUAAGCUCAAGGAGAAAUUCGCGUCGCAUCCGAAAGUCAGACGCAUCGCUCGACAUCGUCAAGUACCCAAACACGUGAUGAACGCCAGGAAGGAGCACCAAAUCAUCCGUGAGUCCAAGAAGCGGAAAGAGGCCAAUCGGAGGCAACAUUCCAAACCGGGCGCCGUUCCAUAUGUUCCUGAGAGGGAAAAACAUGUCAUUGAAGAGCAAGAAUAAAGUUCAACUUAAGCAUCUAAA